AGAUUCUCGCAAAUCUGGAAGCGGAUCGCGUGGAGUGACGGUCACACCGCGGCGAAUUAAUUUCCAAAGACUCAUGUUACAUGAGAAAGCCACCAAGAAGACCAAAGAAAAGGAGACAAGGAUGGCUCUUCCUCAGGGAUGCUUGACUUUCAGGGAUGUGGCUAUAGAAUUCUCUUUGGAGGAGUGGAAAUGCCUGAACCCUGCACAGAGGGCUUUAUACAGGGCCGUGAUGUUGGAGAACUACAGGAACCUGGAGUCUGUGGAUAGCUCUUUAAAAUCCAUGACGGAGUUCUCAUCAACAGGGCACGGUAAUACAGGAGAAGUGAUCCACACAGGGACAUUGCAAAGACAUAAAAGUCAUCACAUUGGAGAUUUUUGCUUCCCAGAAAUCAAGAAAGAUAUUCAUGACUUUGAGUUUCAGUGGCAAGAAAUUAAAAGAAAUGGCCAUGAAGCACCCAUGACAAAAAUCAAAAAGUUGACUGGUAGUACAGACCGACGUGAUCAAAGGCAUGCUGGAAACAAGCCUAUUAAAGAUCAGCUUGGAUCAAGCUUUUAUUCACAUCUGCCUGAACUGCACGAAUUUCAGACUGAAGGGAAAAUUGAUAAUCAAGUGGAGAAGUCUAUCAACAAUGCUUCCUUGGUUUCAACAUCCCAAAGAAUUUCUUGUAGGCUCAAAACCCAUAUUUCUAAUAGGUAUGGGAAGAACUUUCUCCAUUCUUCAUUAUUGACACAAAUCCAGGAAGAACACAUGAGAGAAAAACCUUUCCAAUGUAAUGAGUGUGGCAAAGCCUUUAAUUAUAGCUCACAUUUAAGAAGACAUCAUGUAACCCAUUCAGGAGAGAAACAAUAUAAAUGUGAUGUAUGUGGCAAAGUGUUUCAUCAAAAGCAAUACCUUGCAUGGCACCAUAGAGUUCAUACUGGAGAAAAACCUUACAAGUGUAAUGAGUGUUCCAAGACCUUCGGUCACAAGUCAUCUCUUACACGCCAUCAUAGACUUCAUACUGGAGAAAAACCUUACAAGUGUAAUGAGUGUGGUAAGACCUUCAGUCAGACGUCAUCCCUUGUAGGGCAUCGUAGACGUCAUACUGGAGAGAAACCUUACAAAUGUGAAGGAUGUGACAAAGUUUACAGUUGCAGAUCACAACUUGAAACACAUAGGCGAAUUCAUACUGGAGAGAAACCAUACAAAUGUAAGGUUUGUGACAAAGCUUUUAGGCAUAAUUCAUGCCUUUCACGCCAUAACAGAGUUCAUACUGAAGAGAAACCUUACACAUGUAAUGAAUGUGGCAAGGUUUUCCAGCGUGAUUCAUACCUUGCACAACAUCAGAGAGUUCAUACUGGAGAGAAACCUUACACAUGUAAUGAAUGUGGUAAGGUUUUUAAUCAAAAAGCACACCUUGCAUGUCAUUAUAGGCUUCAUACUGGAGAGAAACCUUACAAGUGUAAUGAGUGUGGCAAGACCUUCAGUCAGAAGUCAUCCCUUGUGGGCCAUCGUAGACUUCAUACCGGAGAAAAACCUUACAACUGUCAUGAGUGUGGCAAGACCUUUGCUCGAAAUUCAUCCCUUCUAAUUCAUAAGGCAAUUCAUACUGGAGAGAAACCUUACAAGUGUAAUGAAUGUGGCAAGGUUUUUAAUCAACAGUCAAACCUUGCACAACAUCAGAGAGUUCAUACUGGAGAGAAACCUUACAGGUGUAAUGAGUGUGGCAAGACCUUCAGUCAUAUGUCAUCCUUUGUAUACCAUUAUAGACUUCAUAGUGGAGAGAAACCUUACAAGUGCAAUGAGUGUGGCAAGACCUUCAGUCAUAUGUCAUCCUUUGUAUGCCAUCAUAGACUUCAUACUGGAGAAAAUCCUUAUAAGUGCAAUGAGUGUGGCAAAGCCUUUAGUGGGCAGUCAUCACUUAUUCAUCAUCAAGCAAUCCAUGGUAUAGGGAAACUUUACAAAUGUAAUGAUUCUCACAAAGUCCUCAGUAAUGCUACAAGCAUUGCAAAUCAUUAGAGAAUCCAUAAUGAAGAGAGAUCUUACAAGUGUAGUAAAUGUGGCAGAUAUUUCAGACAUUGUUCAUAGCUUGCAGUUCAUCAGUGAACUCAUACUGGAAAGAAACGUUACAAAUGUCAUGAUUGCAGCAAGGUCUUCAGUCAAGCUUCAUCUUAUGCAAAACACAGGAGAAUUCAUAUGGGAGAGAACCUCACAACUGUGAUAAUUGUGGCAGUCAUUUUUUUUUCUUUUUUCAGAUGAAGUCUUACUCUUUUGUCCAGGCUGGGGUGCAGUGGCGUGAUCUCGGCUCACGGCAACCUCCACCUCCCAGGUUCAUACGAUUCUCCUUCCUAGCCUCCUGAGUAGCUGGGACUACAAGCAUGCUCCACCAAGCCUGGCUAAUUUUUAUGUUUUUAGUAGAGACAGGGUUUCACCAUGUUGGCCUGGUUGCUCUCAACUCUUGAUCUUGUGAUCCGCCUGCCUCGGCCUCCCAAAGUGCUGGUAUUACAGGCAUGAGCCACCACGCCCAGUGUGGCAAUGUCUUUACUUUACAUUCACACCGCAUUAGACAUCAGGGAAUCUAUACUGGACAGAAAUCUUACAAAUGGAAUAGGUGUGGCAAUGUCUUUAGUCUGAGGUCACUCCUUGCAGAACAGUAGAAAAUUCAUUUUUGAGAUAAUUGUCCCAAAUACAAUGACUAUAGAAAAUGACAAACUUUAAUUGACAUUAGAGUCAAUUCUGCAUUGACUAGAGUUUGAGUUGACUUAACAUUGAGUUCAAGCAUUAAUUGACAUAAAAAGUGUUUACGUCAAGAAGAAUGGGCAGGGUGCAGUUGCUCACACCUAUAAUCCCAGCACUUUGGGAGGCCAAGGCAGGCAGAUCACUUGAGGUCAGCAGUUUGAGACCAGCUGGGCCAACAGACCUGAACCAGUUUGCCCAGCCUGUUUUUUCUUUCCUUCUUUCUUUCUUUUCUUUUCUUUCUUUCUUUUUUUUUUUUUUUUUUUUGAGACAGAGUCUUUCUCUUGUCGCCCAAGCUGGCGUGCAAUGGCACAAUCUUGGUUCACUGCAACCUCCACCUCCUGCAUUCAAGCAAUUCUCUUUUCUAAGCCUCCCAAGUAGCUGGGAUUUCAGAUGUGUGCCACCACACCACAUAGUCCCUCUCCACAGAGAUGGUUGAGAAGGCUGAUGGAAAAGCCAGAUACUUGUUCUACAGCUUUCCCUGACACUAGUAUAUCAUCCACAUACUGGAGCAUAGAUAUACACUUUGGGAUGCUCAUCUUUUCUAACACCUCCUCAAGAAUUUGGCCAAACAAGUUAGGAGAAUCUGUAAAUCCUUGGGGUAAGACUGUCCAGCAGUAUUGUUGUUUUCACCCAGAGUGAGAAUCUUCCCAUUCAAAAGUGAAUAUAUCCUGACUAUCUUCAGCUAAAGGACAUGCCCAGAAGGCAUCUUUCAGGUCUAUUUCUGUAAACCACUGAUGGUCAUAUGGAAUUUUGCUGAGAAUAGUAUAUGGAUUGGGAACAACAGGAUGAGUGGUUUGAACAGUUUGAUUAAUGGCUUGAAGAUCUUCUACAAGUCAGUAUCACCAAUCUGACUACUUUACAAGUAAUAUUGGAGUAGUAUAGGGAGACAUGCACAGUUCAAGUAGCCCAUCUCAGAUAAGGCUCUCAAUUAGAGGUUUUAAACCUAAUCUACCUUCUAAGGGAAUUGGAUAUUGGUUUCUUUUCACUGUUUCCCUGGGAGUUUUUAACUUUAUGUGAAUUGGAGGAACUUGUAGCUUCCUUCAAUUUCCCUCCCUUGACCACUCAUUAGCAUUGAUGUAGCUUUCUUCUGCUGUAGUAAACAGGUUUAAUGAAGUGAAGAAUCCUUCUGGGCUUACACGCAAGCCUAUACCUAACUUUGCCAUUAGGCCACUUCCUAACAAGUUUGUCCCAGCCUUAGGAAGUAGCAAAAAUUUAACAUUGGUUGAUCGGGUUUCAAAUCUGACUUCUGUUUUUUCUGAGACUUUGGCUUUAAAUCCUUCCCCUUUGACUCCUAAAACUUGAAGUUCUUCUAAUAAACAAUUUAUAUUAGAGGGCACAAAACAAACAGAGGAGUGGGAAGCUCCUGAGUCUAUUAGAAAAGUAAUAAGUUCGGCUGGGUGCCAUGGCUCACACCUGUAGUCCCAGCACUUUGGGAGGCCAAGGUGGGCGGAUCACCUGAGGUCGAGAGUUCGAGACCAGCCUGACCCACAUGGAGAAACCC
Messenger RNA from Homo sapiens (human), 4220 nucleotides. Its product is annotated as Zinc finger protein LOC122539214. The record is from RefSeq and is marked validated. The transcript is spliced from 4 exons. Lineage: Eukaryota; Metazoa; Chordata; Mammalia; Primates; Hominidae. Bases 74 to 1999 code for a protein of 641 amino acids.